UUUGGUUUCGAAAUAAUCAAGAAGUAUUUUUGGUAUGUUUACACUGUCUUGAUAAAAUAAUGGAGGAAAGGCAAAAGGAAGAAGACAUCAGGCAGCUGUUCCUGCCAUCUUCCAGUUCCACUUCUGCUGCAUCUUCCUGCUUCCUCUAAUUACAAAGAGGAAUAAGAAAAAAACAGAGCCAGAAAAAAGAUGGAAUAUAAGCAUUAGCAACAUGGCUUUCAACGCAAGCAAGAGAUGGGGGGACGGAAGAAUCCCCUCCGACACCGCACCCUCUUUUCCAUGCUGCACUGCCAAAAGGAUGAUGAGAAAAAGGAGGAAGACGCUCCCUUGACUGCGGAGUAGAGUAAUAAGCUAUCGUUGUCUAGCUACCUGCUGCCUUUUGGCUUUUGCUUCCUCCAUCUUUCUUGAGGGUGGUUCGAGGAGGCUUGGAGAUGAGUCUCGCCAUCGCGGAGAGGAAGCAGCAGCAGCGGCGGCAGCCAGGUGGGUUCGUCGGCGUCUUCUUCCAUCUUUUGGAUUGGAACCGCCGGCUCGCAAGGAAGAAUCUUUUUCCCCGCAGGAAGCUCCUCCCUCCAGUUCGUGCUGCGAAAGCGUCGGUGACAGCGAAGACGUUCGCCGCUGAUGAGAAGAUGCCAUUGGCGAAGUUACUUCUGAUUGAUGAUGAAAACCAGGGCGGUUUUCCGAGCAUGAAAAAGCUAGACGAUCUCGGACGUGGGAUGCAGGCUCCUGGACUGGUGGCCAGGUUGAUGGGUCUCGAGUCCAUGCCUGUUGUCGCGCAUGAAAGGCCGCGGAAGGCUACAGAUUCCAGCUGCCUUUGCAACAGGGAAGAAAGCGGCGGGGUGUUUUACCGAAUCGAUCAGGAUUUGUGUGUGGUGGAAUCAGGUGGGAUCAGGAAACAGGAGUGUAGACCGCAGAAGUUGCGGAAGACUGGAGGAGGGUUCUUGGAGAGGCCACCCAUUGAUGGAGGCCACGGCAAAGCUAGUCUCUCGGGAAAGAAGAAGACGGUGCUCUCUUCCUCCUCAAAGAAUAAGCUUCACAAGCCUCCUUCGCCUGGGAAAAGCUCACGGCUACCAUCGGGCAGGCUGAUGAAGGCUGCAACUAGAAUUCUGGAGCCUGGUUUGCAGGAUAGAGGUCCGGCUAAAGUCGCAAUAGCUUACAAAGAUUCUUUAAUCUUUGGUGCAGAAGGCGGUGAAGUUGUCGCUACCUUGAAGAACUCCAAUGAGCCAUUCGGUGAUUCUGUUUCUGAGUCGAGCAUGACCGAUGGGAGGUCUGAUGGAAAGCUCAGAUUACAACUAGGUGCUGAAGAAAAUCUGCGACCAAGGAUUGGCUCAUCUUCUUUUGAUAUCAGUAAUGCCUCUUGCUCUCAUACUGACUUUAAAGAAAGUAGUUUUAUUUCGCUUGCCAUGCACGCUGAACAGCCCAUGGACAAUGAGAUAUUUAAACCUUUUCAAUCUAAGACGGUGGUGCAAAACAUUGAGGAGGAACUCAGCGAAAAGAAUGAACAAAGUGCACGCAAGACUAAGUUUGAUAGGUCAUCAAAUAUGUUUCGAAGGAAUCAACUUAGGCAGAAUCAUGCCACUACUGUGAGGGAGAAAGUGGCAUUUGGGACCAGCGUCUGUUCAAGUAGCCAAGGUGGAAGAGAUGCAAAUAAGAUCAGAAGUGGAAAGGGUUCUGCUUUUGUGGUCAGGAACGCAAGUAAUGGCAACCGCUCAAAGUUGGCCUAUGAACAAAAUGGCUAUCGCAGGUCGUUUGGUACUAGCCCUACAAAGAACAUGACGCAAAAGAGAACAACUAGUACUGUUUGUGGAGAACCUGCUGAAAUCUUACGCUCGACCUCUACUAAGCAAAAUGUUGGAAUCAAUUUUAGUGACCGAAAGGGGUUAGAACAAAACAGUUUCAGGUCUGUCAGCAAAAGAUGCAUCAAAAGCAAUUCAAACUGCAAAAGUGGCAAUGAAUUUGAUUUCAAGAGCAGUGACAUUGUUUGUUUCACAUUCAAUUCACCAGUUAAGCACAUACGUAUAUCACCUUCAAACGAGGAACAGAAGAUGAAUAUCAGGUCUACAAAUGGGUACUUUAAUAACAUUGGUUGUGAUGCAACAUUGGAGUUGGAUGCGCGGAAUAGCAUAGUAUCUAACAGAAUAGCUACAUUGAGAGGAGAUGAAUCAAGAAAUCUGCUUGAAGAAAAUAGUAAGGAAUUAACUUUCAUGGAUCAUGACUUGCUAGUUGGGGCUGCGAUGUCUUUUCCUUGUCUCCAAGAUCUGGGAGCUGCUUUUAUAUCUGGACAGAAUGAACAUAAACAGAUUAGCGCCUGCUCCAAGGAAAAUGCCAUGUCUUCCUCCUUAGGCUCAUCUAGUUUUCCUACUUCACAAAAACAGGACAACGUUAAAACUCGUCCUGCUUCAAUUCUUGAAAUGGAAAGUAGUCAGCUUAGCCCAAUAUCCAUUCUGGAGGCUUCAUUUUCAAAUGAUAGUUGCUCAAUUGGGAGCCUCAAUGCCAGUUCAGUCGGAAAGCUGCAGGUUGGUUUGGUGGGAAAUUGCAACACACCACAAUCAACUGAUACAGACGUUGAUCUUUUGGAUUCAGCAACUUCAGUUGAUCUCAGAAGGUCUAUUUUAGAUAAAAUCCAGCAUCUGAGUCGCAUAACUUCAAGUGCCGAUGACAUUCCUUAUGAAGUUGGAUUCUCAAACUUUGAAUUUUUUGAAGCUAGGCGUUUCAUUUCAAAUGCAGUGCUGUUGUUUGAAAAUUUCACCUCGUCAGAUACCGGUUCUUUUGGCAUUUCUCUAGAAUCAACUCUUUUAGACUUGCUACAAGGUGUUUGUGAUGCUCUUCUUGUACCAACAGUUGAUCCCCGUUAUAGAGGGGUAAAAGAAACAGAUCGACUAAGAGAGUUGCUAUUCGAUUGCAUGAUCGAAUGCCUGGAUUCUAAGUAUAGCUUUUCUUGCAAGUCUGGUUACAUGACGUACUUUAAGAAGCCUUUCCUUUUAAACCGAGAGAAAUUGAUGGAAGAACUUCACAAGCAAAUAACAGAUUGGAUGGAUUUGGCAGGCAAGUUUUUGGAUGAUUUGGUCAAGAACGAAAUGAAAUCAACAACUGAAAAUUGGACAGUCUGCAAGAUAGAAGCAUGUGAGGCUGGCAUGGAAUUAGAGAGCAACAUUCUUCAGGCUUUGGUGGAAGAAAUUCUGAUUGAUUUCUACUAGUGGAUGCUUAGUGACUAAAGGAGUUCGACAAGAUAACUGGUCUUAUAAACAAGCUCUGAUAUAUUUUGUGUUUCUUGCUUUCUUCACUGUAAUUAUAUAUGACACUAAGAAGCUAGAAAUCAAGUUUUGUUCAAACUGCAAGAAGAAGAUUUGUGAGUUCUUGACUUAUUCUUGCUUAAACUCUGGGAUGGUGCGUUGGGUUUAUUUGGAUACAGACUCGCUUUGUUGCUUCAAUCUAUAUAUUAUUUUAC
Messenger RNA from Zingiber officinale, 3445 nucleotides. RefSeq lists its product as uncharacterized. Bases 432 to 3194 code for a protein of 920 amino acids. Lineage: Eukaryota; Viridiplantae; Streptophyta; Magnoliopsida; Zingiberales; Zingiberaceae. The transcript is spliced from 6 exons. The record is from RefSeq and is a predicted model, not a curated record.